ACCGCAUUUAUCUCCACGGCCAGGGAGCCUGCGAGCAGCAACUUUCUCAAAUUGACACAGAAUGGAGAGAAGCUGACGCACCGUUAUUUACCGGACCGUUAAACUUUCCUCCUGCUAUCACAGCCUUCACGCUGCGUUAGACCAGGAAAGUAUAACUGAAAGAUAUUUUUGUAACAGUUUGAGCACUGAGGAGCUGACAAUUUCCCCUUAUUAUUUUUUCCCCCUUCUUCUUUUUGGACGCUUUAACCGCGUUAUUACGCAUGAUGCGCCAAGAGAUGGCUACUCCUCGGAGACACAAAACGGGAGUACAACAUGUUUUUUAUGCUUAUCUCUCUAUUUCAGUGGCUUAUUCUUACAAUAUAGAUCUAGAACAUCCUUUGGUGUUUCGCGGACCAAAUUCAAGUUUUUUUGGCUACUCUGUGCUGGAGCAUUAUCAUGACAGCACACGCUGGCUUAUAGUAGGGGCUCCAAGGGCAAACUCAACCUACAGUAGCUCUGUGCACUCUCCUGGAGCUGUAUAUAAGUGUCGAGUUCACAGCAACCCAGAGCGCCGCUGCACAGAGAUGGAUCUGGGAAGAGGAAACAAGCCGAGAGAGUCGUGUGGGAAGACGUGCCAGGGAGACAGGGACGACGAGUGGAUGGGGGUCAGCCUGGCCCGCCAGGACAGAGCCAAUGGCAAAAUACUGGCCUGUGCUCACCGCUGGAAAAAUGUCUACUACGACUCAGAGCACAUCCUUCCACAUGGAUACUGCUCCAUCAUUCCUCCCACUCUCCAGGGCGGGACGAAGCCGCUCAUCCCUUGCUAUGAAGACUAUAAGCAGAAGUAUGGGGAAGAGCACGGCUCGUGCCAAGCCGGGAUAGCGGGAGUUUUCACGGAGGAGCUGGUGGUGAUGGGGGCACCGGGGUCGUACUACUGGACUGGGACGAUCAAGGUGUACAACCUGACGUCUGACUCUUUCUACAGCCCGAACAAAGAAGACGUUGACUCCCACAGAUACAGCUACCUUGGCUACGCUGUGACUGCUGGACACUUCUCCUCUCCUAAUGUAAUAGACAUCGCUGCAGGGGCGCCUCAGCACAGCGGCAGUGGAAAAGUUUACAUUUUCAAAAUCGACGGUGGGUCUUUGGUGAAGAGCUUUCAAGCCUCAGGGAAAAUGAUGGGCUCUUACUUUGGCUCCUCAUUGUGUGCAGUUGAUCUGAACCAGGACGGCUUGUCGGACCUGCUGGUGGGGGCACCCAUGCACAGCCAGCUCCGGGAUGAGGGCCAGGUGUCUGUGUACCUCAGCAAGGGCAAUGGGGUGAUGGAGGAAGAAGGAGUUUUGAGUGGUGACAAUGCUUUCAAUGCACACUUUGGAGAAUGCAUUACCGCAAUCGGAGACAUAGAUGAUGAUGGAUAUCAAGAUGUAGCCAUAGGAGCCCCUAAAGAGGAUGACUAUGGAGGAGCCGUUUAUAUCUACCAUGGGGAUGCCACAGGAAUCAUCAGCAAAUACUCCAUGAAAGUGUCUGGGCGCAGUGUAAACCCUGGUCUGCAGAUGUUUGGCCAGUCAAUCUCCGGCAAUGUGGACAUGGAUAGCAAUGGAUAUGCAGAUGUCACUAUUGGAGCCUUCAUGUCAGAUAGUGUGGUCCUGCUGAGAACUCGGCCUGUCAUUACGGUGGAUGUGUCCAUCUUCCUGCCCGUCUCCAUCAACAUCUCUGUGCCGCAGUGCCACGAGGGCCAGCAGAACCUGAACUGCUUCAACGUAACCAUCUGCAUGCGCUUCAGGGGAAGACAGCUGCCAGGACAGAUAGAGUUGAUGUAUAACUUGACAGCUGAUGUGGAUAAGCGACAGAAGAGCCAGCCUUCCCGGGUCUACUUCACUCAAAGCGGAUCUCAGAUCAGCCAGAUGAGCCAGCAGAUCAGCUUGGACAUCAACAGGGAGGAGUGCCAGCGCUACACCGCCUACGUUAAGAAAGAUGUGAAGGACGUGUUCACAGCCAUCACGUUCGAGGUGGCCUACAGCCUGGGGAGGCAUGUGCUGUCGGGACACCAGGAGCGAGACCUGCCCGCGCUCACUCCUGUGCUACGAUGGAGGAAAGGAAACGAGAUCGCAGCGAGGAACGAGACUUGGUUCGAGAAGAACUGCCUGUCAGACGACUGUGCUGCAGAUCUGAGGCUUCACGGCAAACUGUUGCUCUCUGGGUUUCAUAGCAUACCCCAUUUGGCCCUCGGAGGAGUGAAGAAUGUCUCUUUGAACCUGACCAUCUCUAACGCUGGGGACGACGCCUACGACACCAACAUCUACUUCAACUUCUCCAGAGACGUUUUCUACAUCAACUUCUGGCAGAAGGAAGAGAAGGGUAUUUCCUGUGGACUUGUUGAUUUGGACUUCCUCAAAUGCAGCGUGGGAUUUCCCUUCAUGAGAGCGCAGACUAAGUAUCGUUUUGCAGUGAUUUUUGACACGAGUCAGCUCUCUGGGGAAAAUGACACAUUACAGUUCUUAGUUCAAGCAAAAAGCGCCAAUCCUGAGCACAACCUCUCUGACAACAGCUUGGAUCUGUCCAUCCCUCUGGUUCAUGAGACCGACACGACAAUUACUGGGGUGGUGACACCAGGCUCCUUUGUGUACGGAAACUACAUCGAUGCCUCUCGCUUCGUCCAGUUGGAAGACAUGGAGUGUGACUUUCAGCCUCUUAAUCUCACUUUCCAGGCCAUAAACAAGGGGCCCAGCAGGUUGCCUGGCUCCACUGUGGACAUCAGGAUACCCAACCGGCUGGCUGGCAGCGGAGCCGACAUGUUCCACAUCAUUGAAACACAGGUAGCUGAGGGCCGAGGGAACUGCACCCCUCACAGUAACCCGACACCGUGCACCGUCUCCCAGGACAGAGAGAACAUCUUCCACUCCAUCUUUGCCUUCUUCACCAAAUCAGGACGCAAAGUCUUAGACUGUGACCGGCCUGGAAGAGCUUGUAUGACAAUCUCCUGCAGUCUGGGCCCACAAUUAAAAGAGGAAGCUCUGAGCAUAGAUAUGAAGCUUCUCCUCAACACUGAAAUUCUCAAGAGGGAUAGUUCCUCUGUGAUCCAGUUUGUGACAAGGGGCAGCGUGCAAGUAAAUGACAGGGCAGUGGAGGUGCCAAAUGGCCUGCCAGAGGACAUUUCUCUGGUCUUCGAGGCUCUCCACAGUCAGGAGCCGAAGGGUUACGUAGUCGGCUGGAUCAUUGCCAUCAGUCUGCUGGUGGGAAUCCUCAUCUUUUUGCUGUUAGCUGUGCUACUCUGGAAGAUGGGAUUCUUCCGUCGGCGCUACAGAGAGAUCAUUGAGGCUGAAAAGAACAGGAAGGACAGUGAUGAAAGCUGGGACUGGAUGGAAAAGAACCACUGAGACUUGUAGUGGGGGUCCCACAGGAGCCAAUGAGAUUAGGGAUUGGGUCGAGAAAGAUCCAAUAGCACGUGGUCCUGCAGCCCAGCCGCCCCAGUGGCACCAGGCCCUUCAGUCUUCCAUAUGUGGAAGAGAAGAAUAUUCUCCAUAUUUUUUGGAGACUUGAUCUUUUUUUUGUGGGUGGUGGUACAGGAAACAGGCUUCUGAAGUGACCGUGUUGCUUGCCAGAGGACACUUGCUGUGGAAUUCAGCCAAUCUCAAAUGAGGUAACUCUCAGCCAGCGAGAGCGGAGCUGUUGAUGGAGACCCACAUCCUUACGGGGAUGUGGCGACAGCAUGAAUACUGGUGGACAAUAAAACCCUCAGGGCUGUGUUACAUAGCAAAUUUAUUUUUAUACAUACACUUUAAGCCAUAUUGUAUAAAACCGGGCUUCAAGAAGAGAUGUGGUUUUGACGGCCAUUAUAAACAUACUGUAUCUCCAGUAUGUUUUUCUAAAAGCACUGAUGUUUGAUAAGAAUGAAUGCCUUGGCUCCAUAGCUUCACUGUUUAUGCCAAAGAUAUGUCCUGUAUAGUAUAUGAUUGGAGUCGUUUGUAUAUUCAGUUCUUCCUGGGAGUGAAAGAUUGUAUCUUUUCUGUAUUAUUUCCGCCUUGUGAAUAUCUGGUUUAAACAUCUGACUCCCGCUCUCUCCCACAGAUAACAAGCCAGAGCUAAUUCUGCCUUUUAGACCCACACACACACACACACACACACACACACACACACACACACACAACGAUUAAACGCUGUGUCCUCAUGUCAUCCGCUAGUGUUUUCAGGGUUGUCGCAGAGGCGCUGAGGGCCCAGUAAAAACGCUCUCUGACGCCAUUAGGAUCUAGCUCAGGAUGUGGUAAUCAACCGCACAGUUCUCUAUUAACACUCUAUUUGCCAUGUUUCCUUUAUUAUCAAGGGUUGUGAAUUAUACAGUCACAUUUCAAGCUUUGAGACUUUUCAUAAGCAUUCCAUUUGUUAUGGUCUGGCUUUUAAACAGUUGUUUGUAGGUGUUUAAAAGUGGAUGUAACAAAGUGAUUUUGUCCAUUUUAAAUUUGAAUGAACAAAUGCUUUGAAAGUGCAAUGUGUGUGGGGAGUAGAGUGAAUUAUCUGACGCUGUUUUUGCCAGGAUCUGUUGCUCAGGUUAUGCAGCUGACUUUUUAGAUGGACCCCCAAAGGUUUUCAGGUUCAAGUGAAGACUGAAAUAUUGUAAGGUAUGAUUCAUAUACGUCAUGACAUAAGUCCUGAUCAUGUUUAAUUUCCAAAACAUUUCCAGACAUCUCCUAAGCAGACCAUAUUUAAUUUUACUAUUACGUUAUUAGUCAUUGGGUUUUAGUGUGAAAUAUGAGAUACAUUGCUCUCCACGGCCAGAUGAAAGUCUGCGAUGGGAGUCCACCUUCAGUCAUUUACAGGGGCCCAUGGCAUGAGUAAUGCCCUAAGAAUAGGUGGGAAUGUGCUGCACUCAAUCACUUCUCAUAAACGAGCUCUUUGGGGCUCAUGGGAAAAGCUCAUUUUAAGUCAACAUGAAGGAAUGCCAGCUCCCCGAAUAUCUGCCACUAUUAAAGUUCACGGCUUGUCAGUACUCAAAUUUGACCCCACAUGUACUACAGAGUCUUUUAAAAGCUGGGUUUGAUGCUGAAUGAAAGUUUACAGAACACAGUGAAUUUCAUUUUAUAUUAAAGGUCCCUAAAGAAAUAAGAAUAUUAACUAUUUUAUACAUUUGUAGAGCUUAACGUUUUGGAGAAUUUAUCAGUGACAAUGGGAUUAUAAUUCAUGAUAUCAAAACAGAUAUUUUUGCAGUAGUCCAGAGUCGGAUUAAAACGCGCAAUGCCCGAAAAAGAAAAACAAACAAUAUUUUGAUAUGUUUCACACAGUGGUAACACACUUUAUGGCUCACUGUGAUUGCUUGGCUUUCUGUUUUGUGCUGUAUGAACCUUUUAUUGAUCCGAUAGGGUUUAUUCUAUCAUUUAAUUCCACUGGCAUGACAGCAUAUACUGUACACAUUCACGUCCUCCCUCUGAUGUUGUUAAACCGAUGCUAUAUCUAUAUGCAGUGAAACCGACACUUGACAAUUUUUUGAACUGUGAUGUUUGUGGACACAGUCAAUCACACCGUUAUUUUGGAGUUUGGUUCUGAGUCUGUCACAGUACUGUCACUGAAUAUCAUUUUCAUUAUAGUGUGAUGUAGUGUGUAUGUUUGAUGUAGUAAUGUUGGAGUUGUGUAUUUAUCUGUUGAAAAAAUUUUGAGUGAAAUUUCAUGGCUCUGUAUGCUGUUUUUGUCCAGUGCGGUUGUUGGUUAUAGUUCACUUCUUUUUUUUAAGGUGUGUGGUG
Messenger RNA from Anarrhichthys ocellatus (wolf-eel), 5711 nucleotides. RefSeq names its product integrin, alpha 9 (gene itga9). Gene Ontology annotation, molecular function: integrin binding. NCBI's taxonomy places the organism in Eukaryota, Metazoa, Chordata, Actinopteri, Perciformes, Anarhichadidae. The coding region runs from base 261 to 3356 and encodes 1031 amino acids. Gene Ontology annotation, biological process: cell-matrix adhesion; integrin-mediated signaling pathway; cell adhesion mediated by integrin. Gene Ontology annotation, cellular component: integrin complex; external side of plasma membrane. The record is from RefSeq and is a predicted model, not a curated record. The transcript is spliced from 28 exons.